UUCAAACUCUCCUGGCUUCUGUUCACUCAGAAGCCUCAGAAAGUAGCUUGGCUGGAAGAAACUGAGAGUGUCGAGAGGUAUCCCAGUCAAAAGAUUGGACCUCACAGAGCAGCCUAUUCUGGAAGCCAGUAUGCAGUUACAAUGGCAAACAGAGUGCUGGAGGAUGAGUUUGUGCGAAACUUAGCAAAGCUGCUCCGAAACCACGGUGACUCUGUACUGAAUGGGACAAGUACUCUGUCGCUGUUAACUGUUGGCCUCCAGCUCCUCCACAAUCUCUUUGAGCAGCACCUCCUGCCACGCAAGUACCAGCAUGGGUUCAUCGCACUGCCCUCCCACCCUUCUGAUACUGUCUCCGUCCUUGAGGUGCAGUUCCUUUUCGAUGUUCUACAGAAAACCGUCUCGCUGAAGUUGGUACAUCCCCCGGGUCCCAAACUUCAGACACCUGUGAAGAUCAUGGCUUUUAAAUCUCUCCGAUUUUUAGAGUUGAAGCGGGUACCCCCUCACUGUCUGGAAGGGCUGCGAUUUGUCUACACGCGACUUGAGAUCCUUGUAUGUUCAAGCUGCAUCAACACAAUUGAGGAAAUUAUCUCGGUCUGCGGUGGGGACCUGAGCUCUGCACUCCCCUGGCUUGAUUUGCACACGCUCAAUUUCAGCAACAACUUUAUCACCUCCCUGGACAGCUCACUGGCCCUGCUCAGUGUGCUACGUAUUCUGGACCUGAGUCAUAACCGAAUACGGGACUGUGCAGAGCACCUCAAGCCCCUGUCAGAACUGGAAUAUGUUAACUUGAGCUACAAUCUUCUGGAAAGAGUGCCCGUCUUCAGCUCCUGCUCCCGAGUUCAGCUGACCACUCUGCUCCUGCGCAACAACAAUUUGGAGAAUAUUAAUGGAGUUGAGCAUUUAUCACACUUGAAACACCUGGAUCUGGCCUACAACAUGAUCUCGGAGCAUGCCCAGCUCGCUCCUCUGUCCCAGCUACACAGCCUAAAGGAGCUCUUCCUUCAAGGGAAUCCUGUAUGUUACCAAAGACGCCAUCGGCCCUGUACUAUCUAUCACCUUUCCCCCAAAGCUGCCUUCAUGCGGCUGAUUUUGGAUGGAGAACCAUUGACUAUGGCAGAACUCACGUACCUGCCAAAGUCUGGCCGGCUAAUUGGACAGUCAAUGCGCCACUCUUCCCGGAAUAGCACGCUCAGGAAUGUUCUGGAAUCUUCGCUGACCAGUAACCGCAGUGACAGUGUAUACUCAUCAGCCAGCAGUGCCAGACCAAUCACCCGCAAAAAGAGUAAGAUCAAGGUGCGGACUGCCAGUAUCUCGGAGCCAAGUGACAGUGACAAGGAUAUUCCGAAUACUCCAGUCAUAUCGCAUGUUGUCUUGCAACACCAGGAGGACAUCAAGAGGAUGGAUGAGCUCCGUGGUCAGAUUGGGGACGAUUGGCUGCGCUAUCAGCAUCACCUGAACAGUCCCAGUGAGGUGCAAACGGGCAACUCUGAGGUGGCCAACACCCCUGGCAAGGAUGAAGCCGACAGCUCCUCCAGCAUCUUCCAUCGCAGAAGCAGCCUGGACGCUGCCUCCGAGGAUUCAGGAGACCAUGCCAGGAGCAACGAGACCACUCUGCUGGCCCCGGUCAGCAACCAGGAUGAAUGUGCCUCCUCCAGCUAUCUCGCUUCUGAAGAAGGAGCUUAUUUGAAUAAUUCUGUGUCACUAAUGGAGACACAGGAAGAGGAGGAGGAGGAGACAGUGAGAGAUGUCUGCCAGCCCUUCAUCGUUGGCCGGUUGGUGGAGGAGGAGCCUGAGUUGGAAAGCAGCUGGAUGUUCCUGAGAGUGACAGAGGACCAGCUCCUGGAGGUGGACCUGAUGAAUGCAGACGUCCUGGAGAAACUGGAGCUGAGCAGCCUGACAGCCAUCCAUACCUCCGAAGAGUUCUGGGAGGAAAAUAAUUCUGAGUCUUGCCUUUCUCGGCAGAGCAGAGGACAGGCUCUCCCGGCAGUGGAGUGUUCCUUCAGUUACAUUCGCAGGGACAAACGCAAGAGGAAGUACGUGAUCCUGGACAAGAAUCCCCAGGAUGCCUCUGAGAUGCUGGUUAAGAUCCUGAGUGAUGCAUUGGAAGCCAACCAGAGGGCGAUGCAGGAGCAUUUUCCCAAACUCCAGUGUUUGAAGUGUCAACACGAGUUCACAGUUUCCCCACAGGAGCGGGAGGCUGCUCACUGCCUCUCCGAACGUUCAAGUGUUGGACAGGCAGAUGACCCAGAUUACCUGCAGAUUGAGAGUCCAAAGGCCUCGCCGACCUGCCCCAAGUGCGCGAGUGAGAUUGUGAUCAUUGUGCCAUCCGAGGUAGACACAUGCACCAGCACACCCAUCCACCCGGAGGGUGAAGUUGUCAAGGUGGACGUCCUGAAGAUCGCCUUCACAGAUGGUAGUACCACUGGGAGCCUGAAGAGUAUUGAAUCUCCGAGCAGACUGAGUCUGGACGCUGGACCUGGGGUACUGGGUGAUGGUGCCACUGACAUGUUGAGCAUGGACCAAGAGAUCUAUUCCUUCGCUGCCGGCAAGUGUGCCAGCUUCUAUUUGGAGUGCGACCAGAGCUGCAGCAGCAGUGUGAGGGACGGCAGCCGGGUUUCUGACACCUCAGGUGAUGUGGAUCCCAGCCUGGGGGCACUGGAGCAGUCUCUGCACACAGCCCCUCAGGGUGGCUGCAGUCCUGGCGUGUAUUGUGGUAGCGCUAACCAGAGGGGGAGCACCGACAGCCUGACCUGGAGCUAUCGCUACGGCACUCCUGGACUGACGCCGAGCUCACCGCGCUCUGAAUGUGGGGAUGAUCUCUCUACAACCAGCAAAGUAGCCGAGUUCAACUUGUCUGUCGAGGAUUUUCAAACCAUUGACCACAGGCUGAAGCUGUUCCUCGACGUUGAGGUUUUCAGUGAAGAUAAGGAGGAGUAUCGGUGCUUUGUCAAGGCAUCUACAGUGAAAUACGGGAGCCCUCAGGAGUACCCGUCAUUGCUGAUCAUGUCGAAUUUCAAUGUCUACAUCUUGGAAAUCACUGGACCCGUCAGUGGUCAGCCAGCUACCUGGCUCAGGAAACGCGAGGUGCACCCUAUACUGGGUCUGGUGCACAUACAGGUGGGCCUUCGUACCCAGAGCAUUAGUAUGGAGUUUGACAGCUCAGGGGCAUCCUAUACACUGCUGAUCCGAAAUCCUUCCAAGUGCAAGAGCUUCAUGCAGUUUUUCACAGACAUGGUACGGGAAUUGACCCCAAGAUCAAUCAGUAAACUGGAAUCCAUCUGCUUCACCCGCAUGGACCCACAGCACAAACUCUGGCCCCUUGUCUGUGAGCAUCCAGCUGCUGACUCACCGGAGUAUCAGUGUCCCAAUUACCUGUAUGUGCUGGCAUUCCUUCUCGAAGAUGGUGAUCUUUCUCCUGUGAGUGUGGUUGCUACCUCAGCCACUAUCUACUUAUUGGUGGAGGACCAUCAGUGGAGGAAAGUGAUGGGCGAAAUGGACAAUCCUUUGCCUCCAGAGGUCCCAGCGAAAGAGAGCCAAGCCAUCAGUGAUAUCAGCUCAGUCAGCCUCUAUCAGUCUGCUCCACAUGACAUUCAGCUCCGGUUCUACCAUGAGGUAAGCCGGACUGAAAGCAUCUGGCAUCUGCGGACCGAGUGUGUGGAGCUGGUGAAAGCUGUAGUGGACUGGGUCCAGGAGCCAUGGAAGGAGAUGUUCGGGGUACCACUGAAUAUUGCUGUUCACCAAACGCUGGACUAGAGUGGGAGAUGGGAAUGUGUUAAGCCCAAGGUGCUUGUGGUCAGAAGGGAUAUGUGAGAGGGUGUGAUUUUCAUGAAAUGACCAGAGGUUGAUUCCUGCUGGUGGGAAGGACUUAUAUUUAGGCUUUACAAAGGGAGUGUUGCAAUCCUUGUGGAUUAAUGACUUUGAUCAUGAUGCCCUGCCUCACGUUGAGUAUUUGCCUUGUCUCUCCUUUUGUCAGUCACCUUUUAUACAAAAGUGUUCUUUUUAUUUUAAGUUUUCCAUUCUACUGAUAGUGGGACAGGUCCCUGGCAUCAGCCAAUCUCACCAGGGGCUGCCCUGACCCUCAGUGCUAGCAAGAGGGUUUGUUCCCAGAGUGGCCAAUGGCCAAGUCUCUUGUUUCCUCCUUUCCUGCUUUUGUUUGAGGGGUUAGUUGGUGAGUGUAAUUUAGUUGAAGUCUGUGUAGUGUUCAAAUUCAUGAACUGAUUGGGGAGAAGGGAAGGAAUUGGAGGUUUAUUGACCUGUACUGAGUUGCAAUUGGGGAUUUUGUUUUGCACCUUAACCUCACUUACUUGGUUGUGGUAACAGUCUCAUUAA
Molecule: messenger RNA, 4329 nt
Organism: Chiloscyllium plagiosum (whitespotted bambooshark)
Lineage: Eukaryota; Metazoa; Chordata; Chondrichthyes; Orectolobiformes; Hemiscylliidae
Source: RefSeq, a predicted model, not a curated record